Molecule: messenger RNA, 1116 nt
Organism: Aspergillus wentii DTO 134E9
Lineage: Eukaryota; Fungi; Ascomycota; Eurotiomycetes; Eurotiales; Aspergillaceae
Product: esterase/lipase family protein
Exons: 3
Coding region: 1-1116 (371 amino acids)
Source: RefSeq, a predicted model, not a curated record
AUGUUUCGGAAGUCUCAUCAGGGUCUUUUGGCCUCUGCCAAACACGCGGAUCUUUCUCCGCAGUCAUCCUGUGUCUCAACAUCACCACAGUCACUGCCAUCGACAGAUUCAAUAGGUCGGUCUUCAUUAUCGAUAGAGACCUUCCAGGUCGUUUCCAACCUCGGCGCUGGACCGUCCACCAAGCUGGAAUCUGGGGAGCAGCCUUCUUACGGUAUCACAGUUGUCAAUGAUCCAGAAAAGGCAACUGUGGAUAUCGUCUUUGUCCACGGUCUGAUGGGAAAUGCCCACAGAACAUGGUAUCACGAAAAGGAAGACGUCUACUGGCCAAAGGAUCUCCUCGGUGCAGACCUCCAAGAUGCCCGGACCAUGGUCUUUGGCUAUGAAGUGGAUGUCUGGCGCCCUUGGAAUCAGGUGUCACAGGAAUCGAUAUCCGGAUACUCUGCGGACCUGCUGGGCUGUUUGUCUGGAUACCGGAGGAAGGCCUCUACUCGUCCACUGGUCUUCAUUGCACACAGCCUUGGAGGUCUCGUUGUACAGCAGGCUCUCAUUACUGCCCGAGAAAGCCGCGAUCACUACCUACGCUGCAUUGAGACAUACACCAUCGGUAUCUGCUUCCUUGGAACACCUCAUCGAGGUGCAAGCUUGGCUGCCUGGGGUGGACGCUUCGCAGGGGUAGUAAACCUCGUCAAACCCACCAAUAGCCAGAUUGUAAGACUACUAGAGCCAAGGUCGAAGAAGCUGCUGGAAAUACGACGAGCGUUCCACAAUCUCCUCGAGAAACGGAAAGACGAAGGGGCGCGCAUCAGGAUCGUGUGUUUCUAUGAAACGAUCCCAAUGUUCAAGUCUUGUAUUGUCUCAGAGGAAUCGGCUACUAUCGACGGAGAACCAAGUUUUCCCAUCCUGGCCAAUCAUAUGGAUAUGGUCAGAUUCUCUGGGCACCAGGAUAAUGGCUACAAGAGCAUUUCUCGCGAGAUCCAGCAGAUCAUCAUAGACAAAGACCUGGGCUACGUCUGUCCUAACUGCGAUAGGAGAUGGCGAGCAGACCUCAUACCCGGUGCACCGUACUUCUGCCCUUUCUGUGGCCGCAAUAGAUCGGACUGGAAUUUGUAUCUCUAG